Sorghum bicolor (sorghum) is the source of this 1209-nucleotide messenger RNA. RefSeq lists its product as uncharacterized. The record is from RefSeq and is a predicted model, not a curated record. The transcript has 5 exons. NCBI's taxonomy places the organism in Eukaryota, Viridiplantae, Streptophyta, Magnoliopsida, Poales, Poaceae. The coding region runs from base 1 to 1209 and encodes 402 amino acids.
AUGCGUCUCAAGAUUCCAAAAAUUUCCCACAAUGAGGCCAUAUUGGCUUUCAUCAAAAGCCUACGUUUCCACGAAGCUUUAAGAAGCAAGCUACUACGUAAAAGGCCGACCACGGUCGCCGAACUUCUCGCCACAGCUAAGAAUUAUGCCGACGCCGACGAUGCAGAAAAGCUCAUCCAAGAAGAUGUACGAGGAGCCGAUCAGCCUCCCCGACAAGACGACAGCUGUGGACGCUUCGACAUCCGCAAUCCCAGCCGUGGCGACAACCGCGACCACCGAGAAGUGUGGGAUAGGCGCCGCGACAACCGUGACGACUUCAGAGGCAAGCGACCUCGUGUCAGCGAUCACGAGGGAUCGAUCGACGCUCGAUCCUCGAAGCUUCCGGUGAAGGAGGAUGACGUGGAUCGCGACAAGAGGCGUGAGUCCGCGGAGAAGCUGAAGUCCGUAAAGGACUUGGAAAAGAAGAAGGAAAAGAAGAAGAAUCUCACGCGACAAGCAUUGGAGACUCGUCGAGUGAAGUCUAGGCAGAGGGGGGAGCCUGAGGAAGAAUCCCCCAAUGAGGAUGAUGGCGCCGAUGGUGACGACGACAGCGAUGACUCCAAGGGAAUGGUGUCCCGUCUCGAUAGGAUCCUCGAGGAUCCACCUGAGACCGGCGUCGACGUCCCGCAGAUGGGAGUCCCUAAGGGGCGCCAAGUGGGCCUCGUGAGAGUCAACAAAGGGAGUCAUCUCCGCGCCGCUCUCGCGCCGACACCCCCCAGCGCCUGCGCAGGGUUGAAGCGGCCGCUCGAACAGGCCCAGCCCUCGAUGGCCAAGAGGCUUAAGGUGGGAGCGACCUCCAAAGACUCAGGCUCCUCCGUUCCUCGACUGCCGACGGGUGUCGAGAGCGCCUCGCCUCGUCCAUUGGUGGGGGAGUCCACCCCACCGUCGCCGAAGCAGGUCGAGGCGCCUCGCCCCCAAGAGCAGGAGGGAGCUCCCAAGCCUCCCCGUUCUAGGAUCGAGGGGGAUCCUAGCACUAUAAGUGAUGGGUCCGACGGCGACAGGCUUUCAAAGGAUGCCCGCUCCACGGACGAGAAGGAGGGGCAGCAACAGCCGCAGCAGAAAAGAGAAGAAGAAGAAGAAGGGCGGCGGCAACAAGGGGACCAGCUCGAGGAGCUGCUGGAGCAGGAUCGGCAGCAGGAGCUGUGGGAGCUCCAGAGGCAACAACGGUAG